Bubalus bubalis (water buffalo) is the source of this 669-nucleotide messenger RNA. Its product is annotated as melanoma-associated antigen 9-like. NCBI's taxonomy places the organism in Eukaryota, Metazoa, Chordata, Mammalia, Artiodactyla, Bovidae. Gene Ontology annotation, biological process: negative regulation of transcription by RNA polymerase II. Gene Ontology annotation, cellular component: nucleus. The record is from RefSeq and is a predicted model, not a curated record.
AUGGCUGCCACUCUAGGGAGCCAAUUUGAAGACCAUGGCCUCAGCAGGCAAGAUGAAGUACCAGGAAGCUCAUGUGACCAGGGAGGUGACAGGCCCUUGGUCCAAGAUGCACUACGGUUGAAGAAGAAUGAGCUGGUACGAUUCCUGCUUAGCAGUUAUCUCACCAAGGAGCCACUCACAAAGGCAGAAGUGCUGAAUAGUGUCCUCCAAGAUUACCAGGACUUCCUGCUGGUCCUCGAUCAAGCCUCAGAGUACCUGCAGCUGGUCUUUGGUUUGGAGGUGAAGGAGGUGGACCCCAGUGAGCACACCUAUAUCCUGGUCCCCACCCUGGGCCUCACCCUCAAAGAGAUGCUGAGGGAUGGACAGAGGUUGCCCAAGGCCGGCCUCCUGGUGAUGGUCCUUUGCCUGAUCACUGUGGAGGACAACUGUGCCCCUGCAGAGGAAAUCUGGGGAGCACUCAGCAGGAUAGGAGUGUGUCCCGGGAGGGAGCACUGCAUCUAUGGGGAGCCCAGGGAGCUGCUGACCCAAGUUUGGGUGCAGGAGGUGUACCUGGAGUACCAGCAGGUGUCUGACAGUGACCCUGCUCGCUAUGUGUUUCUGUGGGGUCCCCGGGCCUAUGCGGAGACCAGCAAGUUUAAAGUCCUGGUGUUUCUGGACAGAGUCGGUUGA